AAAACAUAGAAGAAGAGAAUGUUGCCGCUAUGUAUUUCCGGUUGGACUACAACGUGUGGAGAAACAGACAACAUGGCAGAGGACAUCCCUGUGGAAGACUACCCUACUGAGAUUGAGGAGCAGCUCACAGGGUUUGAGUCGUCAGUCGGUGCUGUCAACAACAUGGUGCAGACCAUCCUAUCCAUGCCAAGAAAUGAGCUGGUGCAAAAACUGGAUCCUCUGGAACAAGCCAAGCUGGACCUGAUGUCUGCAUAUAGCCUCAACUCUCUUUUCUGGAUGUACUUGGUCACACAAGGAAUAAACCCCAAAGAACAUGCAAUCAAACAAGAGUUGGAGAGGAUCAGGACAUAUAUGAACCGUGUGAAGGAGAUCACUGAUAGGAGGAAAGCAUCCCGUCUGAACAAACCAGCUAUGUCUCGCUUGCUCAGGAACGCAUUGUGGGAGCCUGAGGAAGGGAAGUCAAAGAACACGCCGGGUGGUGACCCCCAGGACACGCCGGGUCGUGCCCCCCAGCACACGCCGGGCCGUGCCCCCCAGCACACGCCGGGUCGAGGCCAGCGCACUCCGGGUCGCGGCCACCACACUCCGGGUCGCGGCCACCGCACUCCAGGUCGCGGCCAGCACAAACGCUUUGAUGGCCAUCAGUCAAAAGGACCCAAACUCAGCUGAGAGGAGGUGGUGCAACACCAGGGGCUGGUUCCUUGCUGGCCUCUACCACGUUUCCUUGGUCCCCUUUUCUUUUUUUCUACUUUGUUUUUAUUGUAGGAACACAAAGAAAGUACAAAUAAAGUAAAAUAAAAGAACAACAAAAAAGA
Molecule: messenger RNA, 815 nt
Organism: Salvelinus namaycush (lake trout)
Lineage: Eukaryota; Metazoa; Chordata; Actinopteri; Salmoniformes; Salmonidae
Product: nuclear nucleic acid-binding protein C1D-like
Exons: 5
Coding region: 19-669 (216 amino acids)
Biological process (GO): maturation of 5.8S rRNA; regulation of gene expression
Cellular component (GO): exosome (RNase complex); nucleolus
Molecular function (GO): DNA binding; RNA binding
Source: RefSeq, a predicted model, not a curated record